This is a messenger RNA of Daphnia carinata, 970 nucleotides long. RefSeq names its product ras-related protein Rap-2c-like (gene Rap2l). Gene Ontology annotation, biological process: negative regulation of cell migration; Rap protein signal transduction. NCBI's taxonomy places the organism in Eukaryota, Metazoa, Arthropoda, Branchiopoda, Diplostraca, Daphniidae. Gene Ontology annotation, molecular function: GTPase activity; GDP binding; GTP binding. The record is from RefSeq and is a predicted model, not a curated record. The coding region runs from base 412 to 957 and encodes 181 amino acids. Gene Ontology annotation, cellular component: plasma membrane. The transcript is spliced from 2 exons.
UCUCCCUGUUCCCACUUCGUCAGUCUGCACGCCUCAAGGGGAGAGCCAGGCUGAAAAAUCGUCAUCAAAGAAGCAUCGGACCAAGUUCCUUUCCCAGUUUCUCCAGUGCAGUUUCGUCAGUCGGCUGAAAACAUUAGAAACUCGUCAAUAAGCUAUCCCCUGUGAUAUAAAACAGAAAAUCAAAUCAACAAUAACAAAAAAAAUAAACACAUUUAUUGUUUACCUACUUCCAAAAGCUUCUGUCAAAUUUCCAGUUUGCUUACAGCCUGUGUAUUGUGUCUGUGUGUCUGUGUUUAUUAUUCAUCAGCAUCUCUUCGGGAUCAGUACGUGUCAGCCUGUUGAGCCCGCCGAGUCUUUGACUAACUCUUUGUUCGUCCGUGAUUCUCUUUGGGAGUACGCCAGCAACGAAAAAUGAGAGAGUUUAAAGUAGUAGUCCUGGGAUCUGGAGGUGUGGGUAAGUCUGCCCUCACUGUCCAAUUUGUGACGGGCUGCUUCAUGGAGAAGUAUGACCCAACCAUUGAGGAUUUCUAUCGCAAAGAGAUAGAAGUCGAUGGGUCACCCUCAGUCUUGGAGAUUCUUGAUACCGCUGGUACUGAGCAGUUUGCUUCCAUGAGAGAUCUCUACAUUAGGAAUGGACAGGGGUUUGUUAUCGUCUACUCAAUAACCAACCAUCAGACCUUUCAAGACAUCAAGACUAUGCGAGAACAAAUCACUCGUGUCAAGGGGACAGACCGUGUGCCUUUGUUGCUGGUGGGGAAUAAGGUGGACCUGGAGCAUCAACGAGAAGUGGCCACAAUGGAGGGCCUAGCCUUGGCUCAGGCCUGGAACUGCCCCUUCAUUGAAGCUUCAGCCAGGAACAAGAUGAAUGUGAAUGAAGUCUUUGCCGAAAUCGUUCGUGAAAUGAACUGCAAUCCCGCCAAAGAAAAGCGUCCCUACUGCUGCUGCAAUCUUCUUUGAGCGUAUAUCCCGG